GAAGAAGAAGAAGAAGAAGAAGAAGCGAGCGGAAGCUGUUGUUUCUUACGUACGUCCAUGUUUCGCUGUGAUAUAUUCCUGUGGAGUGAUGCGCUCAGCUCUUUUCUUCUCUGCUGCUGGUCAUAGUAGUUUAAAGUUAUAUUCAGCUGUAACAGCUCGGUAAACGUUGAUGAACGGAAGCUAAGAGAAGUGGAGACAGCAGCUUAAACAGCACCUGGAUGCAGAGGAGGAAGAAAUGUCGGAGGGUUUUGGAAGUAGCGCAGCUCUCGAACAGGAAAAACCUGAAGGAAACCAAGUCUUAGAUGCCGCUUUCAGUCCCGACCAACUGCAUAUAAUAGUGGUUCCUGCAGAUGUUCAGAAAUCGGUGCUGAUUAAAGAAGAAGCUCCUGAAGAACAGUGGCCUGAUAUGGACCAGCAGGAUGUAAAUUGCCUCCACAUAAAAGAGGAAGAGGAGGAACAGUGGACCAGUCUGGGGGGAGAGCCAGUCAAUGUGAAGGAGGAGACAGAUGUCACCAGCUUUUCAUUCACUACAGUUCCUUUGAAGAGUGAGGGUGAUGAAGAGAAACCUCUGUUCUCACAGCUUCAUCAACACCAAGAUGAAGUCGGUGAUCUUCUGACCAGCAGCUCAGCUGACCACAUAGAAUCAGCAACUGGUGGAGGGUCCUGUGGAGGAGCAGAAACUAUAAAAAAUCCAGAUCUAAAUAGUUGUGAAGACAAUUCUGACUCUUCAGAAACUGAAGUCAGUGAGGAUGAUGACGUGAAUAAUCCUGACUCUCACGAGAAACACUUAUCAGACUGUAGGUCAAAAACUGAAGACACUGAUAAAAACUGGGAGUCUUUUCCCAGCAGCAUCCCUGAGUUGGAUGGAAAUGCUGUAGACAAAAAUGGACAAAAGCCGUUUUCAUGUGAUUUGUGUGAACGAAGGUUUACCAGAAAGGACCAUUUAAAAAUACACAUGAUUAGACACACAGGACAGAAGCCAUUUUCUUGUGAUCUGUGUAAACAUAGGUUUUCUGAAAAGGGCAAUUUAAAGAAACACAUGAUAACCCACACAGGACAGAAGCCGUUUUCUUGUGAUCUGUGUAAACAUAGGUUUUCUGAAAAGGGCAGUUUAAAGAAACACAUGAGAAUCCACACAGGACAGAAGCCCUUUUCUUGUGGCCUGUGUGAACGAAGUUUUCUCCUAAAAUAUCAUUUAAACACACACAUGAGAACCCACACAGGAGAGAAGCCAUUUUGUUGUGAUUUGUGUGGACAAAGGUUUUCCACAAUGAGUAGUUUAAGAAGACACAUGAGGAUCCACACUGGGGGAAAAAGUCAUUUGAAAUAACUCAAAGGCAUGAAGCAGCACAGUAGGAAAAUUCUAUUUUAUACAUGUAUACUUUCACACAUAUUGUAAAGUUCAUAACAACGGACUG
Messenger RNA from Nematolebias whitei (Rio pearlfish), 1418 nucleotides. Its product is annotated as zinc finger protein 37-like. Bases 236 to 1330 code for a protein of 364 amino acids. The record is from RefSeq and is a predicted model, not a curated record. Gene Ontology annotation, biological process: regulation of transcription by RNA polymerase II. The transcript is spliced from 2 exons. Lineage: Eukaryota; Metazoa; Chordata; Actinopteri; Cyprinodontiformes; Rivulidae. Gene Ontology annotation, molecular function: RNA polymerase II cis-regulatory region sequence-specific DNA binding; DNA-binding transcription factor activity, RNA polymerase II-specific.